This is a messenger RNA of Hemicordylus capensis (graceful crag lizard), 5670 nucleotides long. RefSeq names its product p21 (RAC1) activated kinase 2 (gene PAK2). The coding region runs from base 400 to 1968 and encodes 522 amino acids. Gene Ontology annotation, molecular function: protein serine/threonine kinase activity; ATP binding. Gene Ontology annotation, biological process: regulation of MAPK cascade; regulation of axonogenesis; intracellular signal transduction. NCBI's taxonomy places the organism in Eukaryota, Metazoa, Chordata, Lepidosauria, Squamata, Cordylidae. The transcript has 15 exons. The record is from RefSeq and is a predicted model, not a curated record. Gene Ontology annotation, cellular component: cytoplasm.
AGGAGGACUGCGCUGCCCAGGCCCAGAGGGGUGUUUCCUCGCCGCCCGUCUCCAGUCUAGUCCGCAGUCGCGUCGCCUCCUCGGGGGACGCUGGGAAGGGUCCCCAGGGAGCAGGGGCGAGGGCGGGGAGGAAGGUUCGGCUGCCCUUCUCUGGGGCGUCCCGGGCAGGUGAGUGAGCAGCAGCAGCAGCAGACCUGGGCGUGGAGAGCCCUUCUGCUGGGCAGGCGACUGCGCUCGCCCAGCCACCGCUCUCCGGCCAAGACUUCGCUACGUGGAGAGGCACAACUCGCGCGUCUGGGGCUCUUCCGCGACGCCUUUCGAAACAGACUUGCCAGACGGAUGUUGGCUAAGCGGAGGCUUGCUGCUCGGUUUUAGUGUGUUGUCUAGCCAUUAAGUAUCAUGUCUGACAACGGAGAACUUGAAGACAAGCCACCAGCUCCUCCUGUUCGAAUGAGCAGUACCAUCUUCAGUUCAGGAGGGAAAGACCCAUUAUCUGCUAAUCAUAGUUUAAAACCUCUACCCUCUGUGCCAGAAGAGAAAAAACCCAGGAACAAAAUCAUCUCUAUUUUUUCUAGCACUGAAAAAGGAAGUAGGAAAAAGGAAAAAGAGAGGCCUGAAAUCUCUCCCCCGUCAGACUUUGAACACACCAUUCAUGUUGGCUUUGAUGCUGUUACUGGAGAAUUCACUGGAAUGCCAGAGCAAUGGGCUCGGCUGCUACAGACCUCAAACAUCACCAAGCUAGAACAGAAGAAGAAUCCCCAGGCUGUACUAGAUGUGUUGAAGUUCUAUGAUUCUAAAGACACAUCAAAACAGAAGUAUCUGAGCUUUUCUGCUACAGAAAAGGAUGGAUUCCCCUCUGGAGUACCAGCACCCAAUGCAAAAGGAUCAGAGCCUUCUGCAGCAGCUGAAGAGGAAGAAGAUGAUGAAGCGGCCCCUCCGGUUAUUGCCCCACGACCAGAUCAUACAAAAUCUAUAUACACACGGUCAGUAAUAGAUCCCAUCCCAGCACCAUCUAGUGAUGCUGGUGACAGUGCUGCUAAAUCAGCUGAUAAGCAGAAAAAGAAAAUUAAGAUGUCAGAUGAAGAGAUCAUGGAAAAGCUACGGACUAUUGUGAGCAUAGGAGAUCCCAAGAAAAAAUAUACCAGAUACGAAAAAAUAGGGCAGGGGGCUUCAGGUACAGUGUUCAUUGCCAUAGAUGUGGCAACAGGACAAGAGGUUGCUAUUAAACAGAUAAACCUUCAGAAACAGCCCAAGAAAGAGCUAAUUAUUAAUGAGAUCCUGGUAAUGAAAGAGUUGAAGAACCCAAACAUAGUCAACUUUUUAGACAGUUACCUUAUGGGAGAUGAACUGUUUGUUGUAAUGGAGUACUUGGCUGGUGGGUCUCUCACGGAUGUCGUUACGGAGACUUGUAUGGAUGAGGCACAGAUUGCUGCUGUCUGCAGAGAGUGUUUACAGGCGCUGGAAUUCCUACAUGCCAACCAGGUGAUCCACAGAGAUAUCAAAAGUGACAAUGUGCUCUUGGGAAUGGAUGGAUCAGUUAAGCUGACUGACUUUGGUUUCUGUGCUCAGAUUACUCCAGAGCAGAGCAAACGUAGCACUAUGGUUGGGACACCUUACUGGAUGGCUCCUGAAGUGGUCACACGGAAGGCCUAUGGCCCUAAAGUGGAUAUUUGGUCUCUGGGUAUCAUGGCUAUUGAAAUGGUGGAAGGUGAACCCCCCUAUCUCAAUGAAAACCCUUUGAGGGCUUUGUAUUUGAUAGCAACUAAUGGAACUCCGGAACUGCAGAACCCAGAGAAACUGUCCCCAAUAUUCCGUGACUUUCUAAAUAGUUGUUUGGAAAUGGAUGUAGAGAAAAGAGGGUCAGCCAAAGAUCUGUUACAGCAUCCUUUCCUGAAACUGGCCAAACCGUUGUCAAGCUUGACGCCACUGAUCCUAGCAGCCAAAGAAGCAAUGAAGAGUAACCGUUAGCAUUGUUGCUGUGGCCUUCAUCAUUUUUGUGUUUUUAUUUUUAAAAAUCUUUAUAAUAUAUAAAUUGUUGCUCUUGUAGGGGGGUUGAAAGUCUGCAGAAGGGAAAAAUCUCUCACAUGGAACACACAUGAGGGAAAAUGAUGGUGGUGGUGGUAGUGAACUUUUCUAGGAGUCUGGAAGAAGUUGUGAACUGAAUCACUGGCCUUUUUCACCACUUUUGCAGACAACUCAGAUGUAUUUUACUAUGCCUGGGAGUUGUGUUUUUCAAUGACUUUGCUGUAUCAGAUCCAACUUACUGUGCUCUGUGGGGCACUUUCAAUACUUGAACAACGAAUUCAAGCUUUUUGAGGGAGGCAUUGAUUUGAUUGGCUGAUCCCCACCCCCCACCCUGUCAGUCAUUCAAAAUGUUGCAAACUCAGAUUUAUUAGAUUCAAGGCAGAUAUGGUAGAAAUGUGAAAGUUCCUCUUAGCCCCUUUCUCUUAAUGUACCAUUUUGUCAUAACUGUAUUGUAGCAUUAACCACUCAGCUACCUGAGAAUGAUAGUUUUCCAGUGACCCUUGACCCUUCUUAAGGACAGAAGAACAUGGGCAGAGAAGGAAGAAAAAAGCACGGUUUCUGAUGUAGGAUUUUGUUGCAUGGACUUCUUAAUGUAAGGAACAGAUGCCUCUGCAUUUUGGAGAUUGAAUAUGAGUGGUGGGAAAAGGAGGAGAGUGUUUUGUUUUGUGUAAUGCUCAAACCAUUCUCUGGGUUUGGGGAAAGAACCUCAUUCCUGUGAAUUGUCUUCCACCUUUCCCCUGCCUGUGUAGGCUUAUUGGUUACAUUUUAAAGGGAUGUCUGAAAGUUGUGUAGUUUUUAUAGCAAAGUGUUGUGUCCAUGUUCUGACUUGGGCUUUGGGCUUUAUGCUGGUGCCUUCUGAAUUUUCAAAUUACCCUUCUUUGUAUUAAAUACAUUUUGUAUAUGUUGUACAUUUUCCCUCCAAAAGCAACUUUGGAAUUGUCAGGACUUGAGUAUUUGAGCUCUCUUCCUUUUUAUAUAUAUAAAUAUAUCUGUGUGCACCAUUUCUAUUAACAAAAGUGAACAAACGACCCAGCAGAUUUGCAAAAGCAGAAGAUCCAAGACUUUUUGUAUAAUUCCGCCAACUGAAGCUUUUGAACACCAAAAGUGCUAUUCUGUGGAAGCAAAAUGGGAGGUGGUAGAGUAGCUUAGAUUCAGCAUGAUUUGAAAUUGGCUUGUGAAUAGCUGGAGAAAUUUGCCUUCUCAUGGUGGUCCUUUCUCUUGAGAGACUUAAACUAUUGUGGCAGAAGACAAACACAAGAUAAAGUGCCUCCCUAAAUGAAAGAGAAUAAUUGGAGCCAUAGAGGAGUUGGAAGUUCCAGUUCAGGUGGCCAAGUAUACCAGAUGGGCUCCCUUGUUGCUCACAUCAGUUUUCUAAAAUCACUGUAUUUUUAUGUGCAGCUUAUCUUGAUGGAGAAUUGCCAAGUGAUAAUGUGCCAAACAAUAACAUGAAAGAUGCAUUAAUUUGGUGCUAUAGUUUUGCCUCAUUCCUAGAUGGUAUUCUUGGGAGAGCAUCUUAAAGCCCUAGUUAAGAGGAAACGUGGCUUUUUGGAUGAUCAGUGGAAAGCCUCUUUCCUACCUGUGAACUUCUAUUAGCAUCUGGACAUCAUCAGGCAAAGGUUUCAUGAACAGGUUGCAAAACAAAUGUUAGCUAGAUUCCAGGUUCUAAACUAUUGCAUCACCAAGGGUUCCAUUCUCUAGGAUCCUGGAGCCUCUUGCACCCUGCUUUGCACCAACAAAUGCCUUAUUUAUACAGCCAAAAGCAAUGCUACACCCUAGUCUAUAGUCCUGUAUCCUGUGAGGAGUAUUCAUCUGAAAACUGUAUAACAAAGCAACAGAUUUACUUUUCAGUGUAUUUGGAAUGUGUAUGGUUUGGUCCAAGAAAGUGUGAUGUCUGAGUGAUGUAUAGGGUGCUGUUCUUCCCCUGGCCACGACUUGCAGUACUGGUUGCCAUAAAAAUUAAGAGCCUUGCCCUUAAAUUUGAUGUAUAUUAAUCAAAUCAGGGGAUUUAAAGACGGUUAACUUUAGUAUUUUCUUACCAUUGAAUCUUCGUCUGUUGCUGGCAAUGGAUUAUGUAGAACCAGUUGCUCCUGUGGCAUAGGUGUGUGGGGGUGUUUUUUAUGGUAACAAAAGGUAAUACUGUUCUGGAAUUUAAGUUUUAAACAAAAAACAUAACAUUUACAGGCUUUUAAUUUACCUGGUAAAAGUGAUUUUAAAUUAGCAAUUCACUGUAAAUCCUCCUUGAGAAGUAGUUUACAGUUUGGACUAGUCCUGGAGUUUUGAUGCACAUUGAGUGGCCUUUCUUGUGCCAUCACGAUAUAGCGUACUAUAGGGACAGUGGGAGAGGGCCUUACUUUUUCAGAAUAAUUGGUUUGCUUGAGGAAAGCAGCUGGAACAUGACCGUCUCAAAUCCUUCUUUUUUUUUCCUGGUACUGACCAGUAAUGCAGGAGGAAAGGAAGCAGCAUAAUGAUUUGUGUCCUUUUGCCAGUGCACUACUAGGAAGAAAAAAUAACCGUGCCCUUUAGUUACAGGGCGUGACCAUUUUGCCUCCAGUAAUGCACUACCCAAAGGAUGCAAUGUCAUUAUGUUUCUUCCUUUUCCUGGUGCAUGGGCCAUAGUACCAAGAAAGAAGAGGCAGCAUUUUAAAAUGCUGGCUGCUGAGAGGCAGCUGUUUUCUUCAAGCAAGCUGGCUGUUCUGAAAAGGUAAGCACCCGCCUCAGUCCUAUUCAGUACAAUGUCAAUACGAUGCAGCAUUGCAUCAAACUGAUUAUCAGGGAAACUUUUAUCUAGAAUAGUUUCUGGGAAGAAAUGCCCUGAGAGGACUUGCAUCGCCUCAGUCUGAUUAUUGGGCCAGUUUGAUGCACAGCAAUACUAAUUCGUAUAGGAGUGAUAACACUGAACAAAAAACUGUGAGGGUUCCCAACUCUUGGCUGACCUUCCAGCUAAAUAUGCCUUAAUCAAAUUUCCAGUGACUAAUGUGAGUAAAAGUAAAUAAGGGCUAAUUCAUACCAUCAGCUUUAGGACUUUUCAACCCACAAAGUAUAUUUGUGCACCAGCAUUCAGGCCUUGAAUAUGUUUGCAAUGGUAAACGAUGACUGCUGGAUAUGUAGAGAGGAGGGAAAGAGUGUCUCAUUCCAUGAAAGCAGGCUUAGGUGGAAUGAUCAGCGCCCAGUUGUUGUUUUUCCUGCCCAAGAAGUUGAAAUAUGACUAUUUGCCACCAAAAAUAAAUAAAUAAAUAAUGAGCAUGUGCUGGAUUGGAUGGCGAUAUCCAUCUCUUGAGCAUAUACCCAAUUACAUAGUCACUAUUUGACUAUGGUCCAGGACAGUUUGGAGUAAAUUAACUCUGCUAUUAAAAAUUGGAAGCUUAGGGUGGGUGUUUUUUUGUGGUUUUUUGGACUUGGUAUCUGAAAUUACGUACACCUUGAAAUGAUUUCCUCCUUUGUUCUCUUUCUAUUAUUUUGCCAGAUGGAAAUGGAAGAAGGUGCAAGCUUUGAUUUUUUAAAAACUGUCUUCAGAUUUUGUUGCCACCUUGUUUUAAUUUAAUCCCAUUCUGUUAUUUAAUUGUUACUGCAAUAUUAACUACUGUAUUUGACUAUGUUUAAUGACUUCGUUCUUUCAGGGCUAGAAAUAAACAUUUCUAAAAUGCU